AUGCACCAUGCCCUGCAACUUGAUGAAGUUUUCCGUCACAUCGUUGACUCUGGACUGAACAAAAAAGAUCUCGUGACCGUUGCCACCAUCUGCCGCGCAUGGUCUGAACCUGCGCUGGACAAACUCUGGGAAACACUCGACUCGUUCGUUCCUCUCAUUUCUACGCUACCAUCCGAUCUCGUCCAGAAGAAAACACACUAUAUACCCAAGCCGGCCGACUGGAUCGAUCUUCUUCUUCCUGGAACACCUCGGGUGGCUUACACGUUCGCCAGAUAUCCACACGACAGCGAGUGGACCACACUUUGCAACUAUGCCAGUCGCGUGCGGUACUUUCGUGGCCCAUAUAAACAUCCGAUUCGUCGACGCCGAGAUCAAAGCUCCGUCCCGGUGAAUGCCGUCGACACCUACACACUCUAUAUCCUUUCUCGCUCUCCCCGUCUUCUGUUCCCGAAACUACAGAAAAUUGGAUGGAAUCACGCAGCAGUUGAGAACAUCUACAUUUUGCGCGUCUUGGCAGGACCUAUAGUGAACCAACUGCAUCUGCCGAGCAUUACGCAGAUGACUUCCACCCGAAACACAGGUACUAAUAAUUAUGGUCUACCAGAGCAUGAAGACUUCCGCGACGCAUUCGCCGUCAUUUCCUCUCUAGGCACAUUAUUCCCUUCCCUGAGGUCACUCACCCUAAUGCAUUACACGUUCCAUGACACAGAGGUGACGUCAGCAAUAUGGGACGCCAUACGCCAUUGGAAGUACUUGUCCGCGCUUUCGUGUAGGAUCAUUGAUGGCUCUUCCUUAAAGUGUUUAGGAAGGCUUUCGUCGAUGCAAAAGCUCGCCUUGCAUCUGCAUGAGAACAGUUUCUCGGCAUGUUCUCCCGGAUUCAAUAUAUCACUUCCCCACUUGCAAAACGUGCGUUUAGUAGGAGCCUAUCCGGAGAUCACAAGAAUGGUGGAUGCAUGGGGCCCACAUAUUUCUCUCAAAGAAUUCGAAUCCAUCGUCGAGCAUGGCGACCGUAUACCUGCAGCUGCAGACCUGUCAUCACUCCUAAACCUGCUUGCGAAGAACUGCGACAGCAACACUCUGGAAUCCUUGACGGUGUACGAGCACCCCGUCCUUACAAACCACUACAUUACGUUCUCGACGCUCCAGCCGACUCUUUCUUUCCGACAGCUCACAGCCAUCUCCAUCGACACCUGUCGAAGUGUAUCGCUUAGCGACGGUGAGCUAGCCAGUCUCGCUUCUGCCUGUCCCAAGGCCAGAACAAUACGAAUCAACCCCAGAUACGGCUGGAUAAUACCCUCCAAAAUUACGCUCCUCGGGCUCGCGGAAGUCCUCCAGCUCCUCCCGCUUCUGGAGGACCUCGCGCUCGCCAUAGACGCUCGUACCCCACCCAGUCCCAUCUCACCGGAUGACGAGAAAUCGAUUAACGUCGGCCAUACAUUCUUGAAGAAGUUGGAUCUCACUGAUUCCAAAGUUGGACGAAACCACGACCAAGUCGCAAGCUGGUUUUCUCAGCUCAUUUUGUUCCCCGGUGGUUGUAAAUUCAGCAUCAGGAUACCCCAUGAAAACCCCGGCGACUGGACACAUAUCUUUCGUUUGCUACAGAGUGGCCGCGAAAACGCCUAG
This is a messenger RNA of Coniophora puteana RWD-64-598 SS2, 1623 nucleotides long. RefSeq lists its product as uncharacterized. Lineage: Eukaryota; Fungi; Basidiomycota; Agaricomycetes; Boletales; Coniophoraceae. Bases 1 to 1623 code for a protein of 540 amino acids. The transcript is spliced from 2 exons. The record is from RefSeq and is a predicted model, not a curated record.